Messenger RNA from Pseudophryne corroboree (corroboree frog), 4254 nucleotides. RefSeq names its product BMS1 ribosome biogenesis factor (gene BMS1). NCBI's taxonomy places the organism in Eukaryota, Metazoa, Chordata, Amphibia, Anura, Myobatrachidae. Gene Ontology annotation, molecular function: U3 snoRNA binding; GTPase activity; GTP binding. The coding region runs from base 167 to 3931 and encodes 1254 amino acids. The record is from RefSeq and is a predicted model, not a curated record. Gene Ontology annotation, cellular component: 90S preribosome; nucleus. The transcript has 23 exons. Gene Ontology annotation, biological process: endonucleolytic cleavage of tricistronic rRNA transcript (SSU-rRNA, 5.8S rRNA, LSU-rRNA); ribosome biogenesis; maturation of SSU-rRNA from tricistronic rRNA transcript (SSU-rRNA, 5.8S rRNA, LSU-rRNA).
GCGUUCCGCCUGGAAGCUGUUUACCGAGGUUUCAGUUUAGGGAGGGACACUUCCGGCGGAUGCAGUGUCCAUGUGUGUGCAGUAGUGCUGGCAGCAGGCCGGUGUGAGAGCAGCACGGGCAGGGUGUGCGGGAGUUGGCUAUAAGGGUGUCAAAAGAGAAAUAAAUAUGGAGGAAAAAGACAAAAAAGCACAUCGCAAGAAAGCCAGCGGACCAAAAGCCAACAAGAAGCGGAAUAGACGUCAGGCAGAGGGUGGAGUCACUACGGAAGAAGAUGCAAGGAAAAGGAACCCCAAAGCGUUUGCAGUGCAGUCUGCUGUGCGCAUGGCAAGAACCUUCCACAGAACACAGGACCUAAAGACAAAAAAGCAUCACAUCCCAGUGGUGGAUCGCACGCCCUUAGAGCCCCCUCCUGUAGUUGUGGUGGUUGUUGGACCCCCGAAAGUUGGAAAGAGCACCCUGAUCCGCUGCUUAAUCAAGAACUUCACCAAGCAGAAGCUGAGUGAGAUCCGAGGACCUGUGACCAUUGUUUCUGGAAAGAAGCGACGUCUAACCAUCAUAGAAUGUAGUUGUGACAUCAAUACAAUGAUUGAUCUGGCCAAAGUCGCAGACCUGGUCCUCAUGCUAAUAGACGCAAGUUUUGGUUUUGAGAUGGAGACUUUUGAGUUUCUGAACAUCUGCCAGGUACAUGGUUUCCCCAAAAUAAUGGGGGUUCUAACCCACCUGGACUCCUUUAAGAACAACAAGCAGCUGCGCAAGGUCAAGAAAAGACUGAAGCACAGGUUCUGGACGGAGGUCUACCAGGGCGCCAAGCUUUUCUAUCUAUCUGGAAUGGUGUAUGCAGAGUAUCAGAAGCAAGAAAUACGUAACCUGGGGAGGUUCAUCUCAGUUAUGAAAUUUCGCCCUCUUGUCUGGCAGACAUCACAUCCUUACGUUCUUGCAGACAGGAUGGAAGAUUUGACUAACCCUGAAGACAUAAGACUGAACCCUAAGUGUGACCGUAAAGUAUCACUGUAUGGUUACCUGAGGGGAGCACAUUUAAAGAAUAAAAGUCAAGUUCACAUACCAGGCAUGGGAGAUUUUGCUCUCUCGGAGGUGAGCUUCCUGCCUGAUCCAUGUCCGCUCCCAACCCAAAUGAAGAAACGUUCUCUGAAUGAGAAGGAAAAAACCAUAUAUGCUCCCCUCUCUGGCGUGGGUGGCGUUGUGUAUGACAAAGAUGCUGUUUACAUUGAUCUGGGCCCACACCAUAUCCACCAGCAGCAGCAGCGAGCCGCAAAGCCUUCACAUGAACUGGUCCAGAGCCUCAUUUCCACCAAUGUCACCAUUGAUUCAAAGAUGUCCACCAGCAAAGUAUCUUUGUUCACAGACUCCAAGCCUUUGGGCAUUGAUGAUGUUAAUAAGAAAGAGAUUGAAAUGCCCACUGAGGAGCAAGUAAUGGAUGCUCAUACUGGCCGUGUACGUCGCAAAGCAGUAUUUAAAGGCGUCCAAGAUGAGGAGUCUGGGGACGAAGAUGGGGAUGAUAGUGGGGAGGAAGAUGAGGAGGAAGCGAAUGAAGAUGCUGUUGAUGAUAAUGAAAUAUCAGCUGGGGAGAGUGAAGAUGAACCAAACUCAACCCUACCUGCUAAAAGACUAAAAAUAGAGCAGAUAAGUAAACCACUGUUAGAACUGCCGGCCUUUGCUGACAGUGAUGAUGAACUUGAGCACAGUGGAGAUGAAGAGAAUGAGGUUACAGAGGAUGAGGAGGAGGAAAGUGCUUCGGACAGUGAUGAUGAACCUGAAGUAAGUGUGGUGAAAAAAAAUGGUCCUGCAAAACAAGCACGAAGAGGGAACACUGGUAGGAAAGCAGCACCAGCAUUGGACAGUGGGAAUUGCAGCGGGGAGGACGGGCUGUCAUCUGAUUCUGACCAAGCCGAAGACAUGGAUGGCAAUGAGGUAGCAUGUAAGGAAAGGGAAGGUGAAUCUGAAGAUAUGUCUGAAGAGGAGAAUGGUGAUGAAGAAGAAUUGCUAAAGGAAGAUGAUGAGUUUAAUGAAGAUUAUGAUGCCUCUGAAGACACUGCAGGUGCUUUAAAGUGGAAGGAAGAUUUGAAGACGAAGGCUGCAGAAGUUUUCCUCCGGCAACAGCAGGCUGUGCCUAAUCUCCGGAAAUUUGUGUAUGGAACAGUGGCUGAGAAUGAGGAAGAUGAGAUAGAAGAUACUAUAGAAGAGCUGGGUGGCCUCUUCCACGUUAGUCGUCCAGACAAGGAAUCUAAAAGGGCAGCUAACGCAUUGGACUGCUCCAAAUUCCUGGUUGAAAGCCCUCGGGACUGGGAUGAUGAAGAGGUUAUGGACUACAUCCGUGAUUGUUUCGUCACUGGAAAAUGGGAAUCUGAUAAAGAUGCAGAAAAACUUCUACAAGAAGAUGAGGAACUUUAUGGUGACUUCGAAGACCUGGAGACAGGGCAGGUGCACAAGGGCAAGCCAGAGUCUCAGGAGGAGUCUGAAGGUGAGGAUGAGGUGGCUGAGAAGGAGGUUGCAGUGGCCGCUCCAGCAGUGGAAGAUGAAAAGAAACAGCGCAUGGAGAAGAAGCGGAAGCUGAAGGAACGGUUUGAUAUGCAAUAUGAUGAUGGAGAUGCUGAUGCUACAUAUUUUGAUGACCUGAAGGGAGAAAUGCAGAAGCAAGCAGAGCUAAACCGGGCAGAAUUUGAAGACCAGGAUGAUGAAAUUCGUGUGCAGUACGAAGGUUUCAGGCCUGGCAUGUAUCUCCGCAUGGAGAUUGAAAGUGCCCCCUGCGAGUUUGUACUGAACUUUGACCCCCAUUACCCAAUGAUCCUCGGUGGGCUUGGUAACAGCGAGGGAAAUGUUGGCUAUAUCCAGAUGCGGCUGAAAAAGCACCGAUGGCACAAGAGGAUUCUAAAAACAAGAGACCCUUUGAUCUUUUCAUUGGGUUGGAGGCGAUUCCAGACUGUCCCUCUGUAUUACAUUGAGGAUCACAAUGGGCGGCAUCGGCUCCUCAAGUACACACCAGAGCAUAUGCACUGCGGGGCCACUAUUUGGGGACCCAUCACUCCGCAAGGAACAGGCUUCCUUGCGGUCCAGUCUGUCAGCAGCACCACAGCAGAUUUUCGUAUAGCCGCUACAGGAGUUGUGCUAGAUCUGGACAAGUCUAUCUCCGCAGUGAAAAAGUUAAAACUGAUUGGCUAUCCCUGCAAAAUCUAUAAGAAUACCGCUUUUAUUAAGGGGAUGUUUUCCUCGAUCCUGGAAGUUGCCAAGUUUGAAGGGGCCUCAGUGCGCACAGUGAGCGGAAUCCGUGGGCAGAUAAAGAAAGCCUUACGGACACCUGAGGGGGCAUUUCGGGCGACAUUUGAGGACAAACUACUAAUGAGUGAUAUUGUGUUUCUGCGCACAUGGUACCCUGUUACUGUGCCCACUUUUUAUAACCCCGUCACCUCGCUUCUGAAACCUGUGGGGCAGAAAGACACCUGGACUGGCAUGAAGACUGUGGGGCAGCUGAGGCAUGAGCUUGGCAUUCGACAGAAGCCACACAAAGAUUCCCUGUACAAGCCCAUUGUGAGACAAGAGAGACACUUUAAUCCAAUCCACAUUCCCAAAGUCAUGCAAAAAGCAUUGCCAUUUAAGAGUAAGCCCAAAAUGAUGGAGAGGAAGGGUAAGGUGACCAGAGACAUGAAGCGACCAGCUGUUAUUCGGGAACCCCACGAGCAGAAGAUAUCGGCUCUCCUCACUGCUCUGGGCACAGUGAAUAACUACAAGAAGCUGAAGGCCAAGACAAAGCACAAAGAGCAGCGUAAGGAGUUUCUACACCACAAGCAUAAAGAGGAAGAGGAGAAGCUGAAGAAACAGAAGGAGGCCCGGAAGAAGCUAUUCCGUGUACUUGGACAAAAAGAAAAGAAAAAGCAGAAGUCAAGUCUCAAAGGCAACAAGGAGCCAAGUUUAUAGCACUGACCUCUGCUUAUGUACAGGUGAUUGUAACUAUUGCUGUCUACCUCCAGGAUUUCUUCUGAGAACUUUCCAAAGUCAGCAGUUACUUGGUACACGCCUUUUAUUUAGUGUUGUUUUUUUUUUUUUGUAUGCAGUUUUUUAAAAAUGAAAAAUUUUUCAGAACACAACUUCUCAGUAUAUAACAAUGGAUUAAGUAUCAGGCCUCUCUAAAUGACUUUUACAUUUUUUUUUCCUUUCUUACAAGUCAUAUUGUUUGUACAUAUGUGAGUGAGCUGCUGUUUGUAGAGACGAUAUAUACGCAAUUAAAUACCUUAUUCUUC